This is a messenger RNA of Racocetra persica, 620 nucleotides long. NCBI's taxonomy places the organism in Eukaryota, Fungi, Glomeromycota, Glomeromycetes, Diversisporales, Gigasporaceae. The record is from the annotation of a GenBank genome assembly.
GGGUUGAUUAUUCCUUAGUUGCUGAAGUUUGGGAUGUUCAAUCAAUCGAACAUAAUUCACAUGUUGGACAGAAUUCUGAAAAGGCCUAUUUUUAUAUUUUUCUUAUUCUAAGACAUUGGUACAAAGAUGAAUUUAUAGACGCGGUGGUUGCUGAUGAGCUAUUUGUUAGAAACAAAUCAUUAAAAAAAAACAGUUCAACACCAUCCUUACCUUCUUUUCCAGAUGUUGCUGAUUUGUGGAAUACCAUGCUUAUUGAAUCUCCUGUACAAACUGUAGCAAAAGUGAUUGGCCGCAAACAAUCAAUUAAAGAAACAUUGCUUGGACUUGCCCGUAAAUGUGUAGAAGUAGUUAAUUACGAUGAUUUAAAUGAUUCAAAGAUUUUAAUAGAAAUAUUUAAGGAAUGGAUACGCAUCUAUGAGAAAGCACAAUAUGACAAACGAACUAUAGAACAGGAACUGAAUGAUGAUCAAAUUGCAGAAAAUAAUCAAGAUACAGAGAGUAAUCAAGAUACAGAGAGUGAUCAAGAUACAGAGAAUAAUCAAGAUAUCAGAACGAUACAACUAGAUGUUCAGGAUCUAUUUAAAUAUAUUGGGAAAGGGUGCCCUCUAAAAAGCGUAUAA